This is a messenger RNA of Colletotrichum chrysophilum, 573 nucleotides long. RefSeq lists its product as uncharacterized. Bases 1 to 573 code for a protein of 190 amino acids. The transcript is spliced from 4 exons. The record is from RefSeq and is a predicted model, not a curated record. NCBI's taxonomy places the organism in Eukaryota, Fungi, Ascomycota, Sordariomycetes, Glomerellales, Glomerellaceae.
AUGAGGUAUCUGGUGCCGCCCAAUGUCAAAUUUGAGGUCGAUGACGUGGAAAGCGAAUGGGUCCACAACGAGAAGUUUGACUUCACCUUCUGUCGGUACAUGGCAGCAUCUAUCUCGGAUUGGCCGAAGCUCAUGUCGAGAAUCUACGAAAACACAAACCCUGGCGGAUGGGUAGAAUUUCAAGACUACGAUCUCUUGUACAGAUCAGACGAUGGCUCGCUGACUGACGAUCAUCACACUUCGAAGUGGACCAAGGACUUCCUUGAUGGCUUUAAAUCAAUUGGACGAGAACCUUGCCCGGGUCCCAAACUGGAGGGCUGGGCUAAAGAAGCUGGGUUUACUAACAUCAAACAUCAGGUGUUCAAAUUGCCCAUUGGGCCUUGGCCAAAGGAUCCCUACUACAAGGACGUAGGAAUGACCAAUAUGAUCAUGCUCCUCGAUGGCUUGGAGGGCUUUACCCUGCGAAUGUUCUGCAGUGUUCUCGGGUGGACAAAGGAAGAGGUUCAAGUUUUGUUGAUGUCGGUCCGCAAAGAGCUCAAGGCUCCGGCAUUCCAUGCCUACUACAACCUGUGA